AUGACUUCGUCUGUUGUAGAUAAAGAAACUGUUCGAAAAGUACACAAUGAAUAUAUAAAUUUGUUUGGAGCUUAUAACGACGAUUUUAUCUUGGUAUAUUGCAAAGAUCAGAUUACGGUCGGUAAUAUUAAACUAUUUGAAAAAAUAGUUGAAUGUUAUCCACAAAAUACUGUGGGUAUUAUUGUGACGUCUCAAAAAGGAUACUCAAUCAGUAGUUCGAAACGUGCAAAGUCUCAAAAGUCUUCACCUAAUAUUGUAUUUACGAGUAUUAAUGAAAUGGCAACUGAUAUUCCAGCAUACUUUUUAUUAAGAAAAGGUCAUCAAAGUAAAA
Messenger RNA from Dentiscutata heterogama, 331 nucleotides. Lineage: Eukaryota; Fungi; Glomeromycota; Glomeromycetes; Diversisporales; Gigasporaceae. The record is from the annotation of a GenBank genome assembly.